Messenger RNA from Corticium candelabrum, 4550 nucleotides. RefSeq lists its product as uncharacterized. Gene Ontology annotation, molecular function: protein dimerization activity. NCBI's taxonomy places the organism in Eukaryota, Metazoa, Porifera, Homoscleromorpha, Homosclerophorida, Plakinidae. The transcript is spliced from 14 exons. The coding region runs from base 267 to 4550 and encodes 1427 amino acids. The record is from RefSeq and is a predicted model, not a curated record.
GUUUCCAGGGGGUCUGGAAACCCCCCAAGCAACAGCCGUCUAAUAUCAACUCAUUGUCUUACGUCACACCUUCUCCCGUACAGUUUUUGAUAUAGAUUCGGCAGUGAUUCCUGUGGUGUACUGUACACCCUACAUACGCUCCGUGACCGGCAGGGACGUCAAGGCACGCCUAACGCGCGCUAGUGUUCCAACUUUGCACGUGGCGGGCACCUUUCCUAGUCUCCUGACACGUGAAGAGAGGGAAUUUCCGAAAGUGACUGUGGACAAUGAAGAGGCGUUCUAAAGACCAACUGACCAUCAGUGCUCUCUUUGAAGCUGCUAGAAAGAGAUCUCGAGGCGGGGACCCCACUCAAGAGAGUGUAGAUUCUGAGCGGGCAUCGUCGCAUUCCAUCAAUUUGGAACUGAACCCAAUGACAAGUGAAGCAUAUGAAACUGCAGACCUCAGUAUAGAAGUCACUGGAUCUGGUGGCAGCGGGGAUCAUGUAAGCGAUCGUGUUGAAGUGCUUGCAUUUGUCAAUGGGGAUGAACGUGAUCCUGCUGAAGCCUGCAGAGCGAUUAGAAACGAUGUUGGAGAACUGGUAGAUCCAAACAAACUGCAGGAUGAUACAAAGCUCUCCUUGCUGUUGGGUCAUUUUGUUCCAGACAGCCACUUUCCGUUUCCUCCUCGGCAAGAGAAGAAGAGUGGGCGAGAUACCAAGCGCUAUUUUCAAUUACAAUGGCUUGAAAAGUAUAACUGGCUAGUUUAUUCUCCAAGCCAAAAUGGUGGAUAUUGUCUACCUUGUGCACUUUUCAGCACUGAUCAAUCAACAGGCCAGCUCUGCAAACAAGCAAUGGUAAAGUUCACCAAAGCGUCUGAGACCCUUAGAAAGCAUGACCAACAGGAAUGUCAUAAGGUCUGCUGUACCAGGGCCAGCCAUUUCAUUGCAACCAGGAGACAUGGUCAGGCAAAUAUUCUUCAGCUUGUCGUAGACCAAGGGAGUAAGCAAAAACAGGAAAAUAUAGCCAAGCUUUGUGCCUUGAUCAAGACUGUAGAGUUUUGUGGACGCCAGAACAUUUCUUUGCGUGGCCACAGAGAGAAAGGAUUUACUUGGGACCCCAACGAACAGUUAGCAUGUAAUCCUGGAAACUUUCUAGCUCUAUUGCGUUUUCGUGUGGACGCAGGUGAUGAACACUUGUUGAGGGACUUCCAUAUGUCUCAGUCUGCUCGAGGACUACGUGCGUCUUACCUGAGCCCAACAAUACAGAACGAGUUGAUUGAGUGCUGUGGGAAGGUUAUACAAGAAGACAUAUUGAGAGAUGUCAGAAAAGCACCAUUUUUCUCAGUGUGUGCAGACGAAUCUGCUGAUGCCAGCAACCAAGAACAGUUGCCCCUGGUUCUUCGUUUCGUCGAUGAGUCUGGACUCAUUCGUGAAGAGUUGGCUGAAUUUCUCUGUUGCUCUGAUGGCACCACCGGGCUAGCUUUAGCUAAUCUGCUACUGACCACAAUGACGGAAAUGGGCUUGCAGCCAAAAGAGAAGCUUCGUGGACAAGGCUACGACGGUGCAGGGAAUAUGGCUGGACCUUUGCAGGGUUGUGCAAGCAGAGUAACUGCAGAAUGCCCAAAAGCGCUGUACCUCCAUUGCAGUGCACAUUGUCUCAACCUGUGUAUAAUAAGGCUAAGCAAACUGCCUUUCAUCCAGUCUAUGUGGUCAUCAUUGUUAGACGUCAACAUCUUUUUCAAAUAUUCACCAAAGCGUGCUCAUGCUAUGGCUGAGAUAGUUCAUGAAUGGCGUCAAGGAGAGGGUGGCGACUCAAAGAAAAAGUUGGUUGAUUUGUGCAAAACAAGGUGGGUAGCGCGACAUGAAGCCCUUGUCGUGUUUGCUGAGCUUUAUCCAGCUGUUUUAACGACGUUGGAGACAAUCAGCAGAAACAGGGGUGGAACAGUUACAUGGAACGCUACUAGCUCCUCCUCUGCUACAUCUCUCCACAAUAACCUAACCCAGUUCCGAUUUCUUGCAACAUUUGUGAUAACAUCAAAAUUGAUGGCUGCAAUUCAAAGCCUAACAUCAAGUCUCCAAGAGAAAGCCACAGAUGUUGCAAAGGCUUACAAACACGUCGCUAGAGUCAUCUCCGUUCUUCAAGAUAUGCGGGACAACAUCAACGACAGGCAUGGUGAAUGGUGGACAGACGUUCAGGCUUUGUGUCUGAAGACUGGAGUGCAAGAGAGUCUCCCAAGAUAUUGCAGUAGGCAGACGUACCGUGGGAACAUUCCAGCGCAAACGCCAGUUGACUACUAUCGCCUGAACGUGAGUAUACCGCUACUAGAUGACAUUAUUUCGCAAAUGAAUAUCCGGUUUGGAAACCUUCAACAACUAGCUAUGAAAGGAAUGUCAUUUAUGCCGACGAUUUUGCUACGUGAUGCUUCAGCCAAAGCAGAUAUUCUUGAAUUUGGAAAGGCAUAUCAAAGUGAUUUUCCUACUGCGAGUCCGAACUUGGAUGCGCUGUCUGCAGAAAUUGACUUGUGGAUUGCCAUACUGAAAUCACUGCCCAUUUCAGAGCACCCCGCUACUGUAGCAGAAGCGUUGCGUUUGGCAAUGGGUAAUCCACUAAUUCCAACUGUGUCGAGGCUAUUGCGCCUUGUCUGCACCUGGCCUGUGACGUCCUGUGAGUGCGAGCGGUCUAUAAGUGCUCUCAAUCGCGUCAAGACAUCUCUCCGGGCAUCCAUGUCGCAGAUCCGAUUCAACGGACUUGUCAUGCUGCAUGUCCAUUACAACAGGAAGUUGUCACACUUGGACGUGAUCCGCUUAUUUUCUGUCAGGAACCCGAGAAAGAUUAUUCUCCCAAACUUUGGAGAGCCAUACUCAGACAGUGAACUAGCUAACACUUUUGUACUGGAUACUGAUUCACCAGAAGACACAUAUCAAGCUCAUCUUCCCACAGUCUCAGAACAAUCGGUCAUUAUUCUGAGUGAAUCAAAAUCUUGUGUAAAAGCUUGUUUCAAUGUUACCGGAAGUCCCAAGCCUUCUCUGAAAAUUGAUCAACAAGCCAACAAAAUCGUCAACAGUUCUGUUGAAAAAGAAGAGAACUGCAUCUACUUCGUGCCUCAAAACGUCAAAGAUGCCGAAAAAAUUACAGUGGCAGCAGAAAACUGCUUUGGACAAUCAAAUGUUACCAUUACUGUUCCAAAAUUUCAAAACACUCUAAAUCCUCAGAACGUUAAAUCAAAUACUCCACCGACACAAAGUACUGCAAAAGAAGAGAUCAAUACAACUUCCUCAGGAUUUCCAGUAUGGGCAUAUACAAUUAUUUCCAUUUUCAGCAUUGCGGCGGUCACAAUUUUUCUCUGUCUUAUCAUAUUUUAUGUUAGAAAGAAAACAUCACACAAAGUAACAAGUCAACAUUCAAAUGAGGAAGGACUAAAGUCAUCGAAUCCAACGAAUGAAGAGUCUAGCCAUGUCUAUGAAUACAUAGCUAAUGCAGAUCAAGUGAGGCAUGUCAGACUGGAGUCAUCUUAUGCUGAACCAAACCAUUUUGUUAUUCAAGAGAAUCCAGCCUAUGGAGCUGAAGUUAAUGUGACGUAUCAGUUGCAGAGUGAGUUAGACUUGGAACUUUCCAUAUACCUAGCGCUUGCAAUGACUUGGUACAGUCAAAUGUCUGAUUACUGCACGCUUGAUCUUCCCACAAUUUCAGAACAAUCCAUUAUUCUGAGUGAAUCAAAUUCUUGUGUAAAAGCUUGUUUCAAUGUUACUGGAAGUCCCAAGCCUUCUCUGAAAAUUCAUCAACAAACCAACAAAAUGAUCAACAGUUCUGUUGUAAUAGACGAGAACUGCGUCUACUUCAUGCCUCAAAAUGUCAAAGAUGCCGAAAAAGUUACUUUGGCAGCAGAAAACUGUUUUGAACAAUCAAAUGUUACCAUUAGUGUUCCAAAAUUUCAAAGCACUCUAAAUCCUCAAAACGGUAAAUCAAAUACCCUACCUAUUAGUACUUCCAAUGCACUCGAUACCCUCAAACUGUCAGAAUCAUCUCCUGUUUCUUCAUACUUAAUCGGUGCAACGAUACAAAGCACUGGAGAAGAAAAGGACAAUAGGACUUUAUCAGGUAGUCAUGGCGUCAAGCUUGACGAGUCUGAGUUACUUUGCGAGGAAGAUGCACAAGCAAUGUAUGCCACACCAGUAAAGACUACAACGGCAAAUUCACAGCCCAAAAUCGAGUACGACAAUACGAUAACAGUUACGCAGAAAUCGAGCCAACAAGGCUACGACGUGCCAGCUCCUCACAUUACUCAUUCAACUGCUCGUUCUCCAAAUACGAGGCACGAAGACAGCGCCGCAAUGUCGUCGAGUUUGGAAUAUGCUGAGUUGCAGUUAGGAAACAACCCGGUGGGCCCUGCAGUUUUAUCUGCUGCUGCUGUCACUGAGGGAGCAGUCAAGUCAUCGAAUCCAACGAAUGAGGAGCCUAGCCAUGUCUAUGAUUACAUACCUAAUAAAGAUCAAGUGAGACUGGAGUCAUCUUAUGUUAAACCAUCCGAUUUUGCUAUUCAAGGACAUCCAGCCUACGGAGCUGCAGUUUAA